Molecule: messenger RNA, 1222 nt
Organism: Mytilus trossulus (common blue mussel)
Lineage: Eukaryota; Metazoa; Mollusca; Bivalvia; Mytilida; Mytilidae
Product: tumor protein p53-inducible protein 11-like
Exons: 7
Coding region: 264-977 (237 amino acids)
Source: RefSeq, a predicted model, not a curated record
CGUGUUAAAAUUAUCACUUAUAAAUUUUAUAGAUCUAUAAGUGUUACAUCCAGUAUAAAUUGUGGCAUUCUUGGAAAAUUCUGUAAACAUUGUCAAUACAUGCUUUGUAAGGUUGUACAGGCCGUAAACAUCUUUGACAAAAGAUUCUUUGGAGCAACAUUAAUUGUAGGUAGUAGAAUUUUUGUGAUUACAUUGAUUUUAACUAAUUUAAGCACUUUAGUUUCAACUGGAAUAUUGCUUGAUUGAAAUAACCAUUCUUGAUUAUGGAGAAUAAUAUUAUUGAAAGGAAACCCUUCGUAGAGGGGAAUUCCCUUGGAGCAGAGGGAAAUACUACUGAUAGCCUCCCUGCUAAUAUUAUUACAGCCCCAGCUACCAAGAGAAUGCCACACCUACAUAAACUAGAAAAAAAACAUAGCAGUGGUGAUCUCCAUAGUCGUCUUAAGACCAGGAAAUUACUGGGAGUUGGGGAAACGGAUGAUGGAGAUGUCCAUAGGUCAAAGUUGAGUCAAAUAUUAGGUCACAGUGACCAGUUGUAUGUAAGAUUACCUCCCGGGUUGAAGAUUUGGCAGCUUGUCCUUGCCUUAAUAUUUACUGUUAUUGCCUUGUGGGCUUUUAUAUUCCCUUCACAUUUAUAUGAGACAACAUUUGGAGACACUAGUGACGAUAAACACAUAGUUCUGCCCAUACGUCUGUAUGGUAUCACACUAAUAUGUUUGUCGCUGGUUUUCUGGUUCAUGGUAAAAGCUGUUGACAAAGAAUUAAUUCGCCUGUUGUUGUUGUGUAGCAUUAUUUACUUCACCCUUCAUACAAUUGUUUCAGCCAUAUGUGUGCCAUUGUCAACGAGUUUUUGUGCUAUUCCACUACUACUUUUGUGUACUAGACUAGUGGCAAUAUGUAUAAGUAGUUACUUCUACUGGAUAAUGACAAGAGAUUGGCGACCCAAAGAUCAAUGGAAAUUAUAUCGUACACAGCAAUAGCAAUAAAUCUGACUUAUGAGUCUGCGUUAACCAGGGGUCGGCUGGUGUUGUUACUGAUCACCAGCCUGCUAACUGCUAUGUCCUACUUUUUCUACUGGGCAGUUACAUUCAAGACCUCUUCUUUGAAAAGGAACACCUCUAGUAAAGACUUGAAAGAAAAGGGCCAAUAAAAAGAUGGAAACCAGGAAAUGUUACACAGAACAGGAAUCAGUAGAAUUACAUGGUGCUUUUCAAUUUGUAUUUCA